Messenger RNA from Anisakis simplex (herring worm), 3180 nucleotides. NCBI's taxonomy places the organism in Eukaryota, Metazoa, Nematoda, Chromadorea, Rhabditida, Anisakidae. The record is from the annotation of a GenBank genome assembly.
AUGGAUGAUACGGAUGAUGGAAUUGGAUCUGAACUAAACACCCCUCGAGAUGAGAAAACCCAAUCACAGGCUCAAGCGUCAGAUACUUCCAUUGACGAUACUGAACCAACGUCGUCACAACCGAUAACGUCAACUCCAAAAUUUUCAUCACAUGCCUCCGCUUCUCGAAGAUUACAGUCACAAAUCUCAAAAUCACCGUUUGCAAUCGAUUUGUCAGCAGUGCAAGAGUCGACUAAUGAAGAGAAUGAAGCGUCAGUGAAUUCAAAUAAGAACUGCAAUUGUGAGAAUGAGGAUGGAAGCGAAGAUAAGAUCGGUGAUUAUUCUGCAUUCGAAUGGGCAUCAGAAGUUGUGUCAAAGCAACUGAAAUUGUUGGAAUUGAGUGAAGAACAAGAGAAAAGCCGUCAACAAAUGGAUUCAAUGCGACAAAUCAGUGCAGACCUACAAGCACGAGUCGGUGCUGCCGAGGAUAUUAUCAAUGAGUUGAACGCGAAACGAAAUGAACUGUUGACAGAACUGGAGCACUAUAAGAAGUUAUCCGAAGAGAAAGAAACAGCUCUAGUGAAAUGCAAACAGGAAUUAUCUUUGGCUGUGAAGAAGAUUGAAACCCUUCAGAAUAUCACCAUUGAAGUGGAAGUCGAUAAGGAAUCAGAUCGAAAGGCAAUCGAAAGUCUGCAAAGUGAAAAUCAGCGUAAUGAAAAAGUCAUUGAUGAGUUGAAGCGAAACGCUGAACAGCGUGAAAAGGAAUUGAUGAGAGAGAAAGAAGCUUUAUUGGCGUCAGCAAAUGAAGAACGUCGCCAGUUGGCGGAAUGGCGUGAAAAGGCAACAAGACUCGAUUCAACAGUGACUAAGCAAGAUGCUCAACUGAAACGUUAUGAAGAGGUGGAAUCACGUCUUGAUGAAACCUCAAAGCAACUGCAUGAUCAACUUAGUAAGGUCGCUGAACUGUCCACGCAACUUAAGGUGCAACGUGAUAUUACUAAAAAAGAUCGUGAUGAAAUCUCUCAUCUUCGAUCCAAACUUGAUGAAAUGAAGAUGCUAUCGAAUUCUGCAAAUGAACGGAUGCAAUCUUCUCAAGAAAUGCAACGUUUAAAGAGUGAAUGUGAAGCACUUCGGAAGGAACUCGAUCAAGAUCGUGUUAUAAAGGCCGAAUGGGCGAUAUUCAAGCGAAAUAACGAUGAGAUGAGAAAUGUUAUAGAUAAACAAGAAAAUGAAUUGGUUGCAUUAAGAGACGCUCUCAGCGAUAAACGAAAACAAUUGGAUGCGUUGGAAGACGAGCGCAAUGAAUUGAAGCGUAAAUGCGCUCAAUUAGAAAUUGAUAUUGAUAAGAAAGACGCUGAUUUCCUUACAUUCCAGACUGGUGCUGAAUUUCAAUAUCAGACAGAAAUGGAGCAACUGCGGGGAGUGAUUCGCGAGAAGGAUGAACGGCUUGAUAGAUUACAUACUCGUAUCGCCGAAUAUGAGUCAUAUCCCGGGAUGGCAUCUUCCGUUUGCGUUCAGUCGAAUACUUCUAAUGAAACGCUGAAUGCAACCGUAUGGGAAUCAAUGCCUGAAGAGAUACGUGAGCAGAUUGAGAUAUUCAAACAGCGUUAUAAAGAACUGGAUGGUGUUAUACAACAAAUGAUGCACAGUUAUGUUCUGAAAGGGAAUGAGUCAAUGAAAAGUCAGCAUUCCAAGAUAAUGGAAGAUAAAAUGACUGAUUGUGAUGGUUUAGCAGCGAUUUAUUCCUCACCAGAUAGAACGCAAUCCGGCAAUGAGUUACCGGCGAUUCGUACUUCAACUGCAUCGAAUAGUGAUACGAUGCUAUCUGAGAAAACCAUUGAAGAUAACGUUGCAAUUCCCCCUGCUGAAGGUAUUGAUCAAAAUGGCAAUAUUCAGUCAUCUAUACCAGCCUUAUUGAGGGCAGUCCGUACGGCACAGGUAAACGGCAAGUUGACUCCGAAUAUUCGUCAACUUUUGGAGCAUCUUCUCAUCGAAUCUUCUCACUCAUCACAAUCAGUUGAGCUUAUCGAUGAAGCGGUGAAUCGUUUCUUUGCUAAUCUGGACCUUGCACUUCGGAAAACGCUCACGACAUCGAAUGAUAAUAGACGUAAAUGUGAAGAACUUCAGAAUGCUAGAGAUGAGGCGCUAGAAGAUCGUCGCGUGCUGACCGAAGAGCUUCGAGCUGCGCAAGAUAGAUAUGCCAUUUAUGAGGCGAAAACGGAAACACUGAGGCUACAGAUAAAGGAAGAAAAUAGAAAAGUGAUCGAUUUGCGAAACCGGGUCGAUCAAUUAACCGAACGUAAUCAAGCGCUUGAUACGAGUAAUGCUGGUUUGAAAGGAAUCAUCCAUGAGCUGCAACUCGAUCUUGAAGAAAAAUCAACUGCGUACCGCAAAGCAACUGAAUAUUUGGAAGAUUUUCGAACUGAACUGGAGAAGAUGGGUGUCUAUGCAGAUCAGCAAAACGAUCGACUAAUAAAGUCAAACAGUGAGAAGGAGGAACUGAAGAGACUACUGAAAGAUCGUGAUAAAGAACUGGAACAUAUUCACGAUCGUCUUCUUGAAAGCAUCAAUCAAUGUACAGCAAGGACGAAUGAUAUGCAGAAAAUAGAGAAGCGUCUAAUAGCAGCACAAUUGCAAAAUGAUACGCUGCAGCGAAAAUACAACAAACGAGAGUUGUUUCUGGAACAAAUGGAAACAUUGUUGAAAGCGAUGAAGCUUAGGAAUGAUUCGUUGAGGGAAGGAAAUCGCUUAAGACAGAACAAAUUCGAUGUGAUGGUAAAAUUUCUGGCGAGAUAUGGAAUUGAUCUGAGUAAAGAUGAAGUUGGAGGGGGAUAUUCAUUAAAAAAUCACUCGUCGUCGAAUAAAGUUGAUGAAGAGCCAGCAAACGUUGAGGAAGAAGAUGAGGAUGAGCAAAACGACGCGAUCAAAAGACAGCCUUCAGAUGGUCUCAUGGAUUCUUUACGUGUUUCGGAGUCAGCUCGCGAACGGCUUUUAGAUCGCCUCGAUCGGUAUACAUCUAAAAUUGAAAAGUGCGAUCGUGAAGGUGAAAUAGAUGAUCUGUUUAUACCGUCAUGGCAUAAUGUCAGUGAAAGAACUUCCUUGAAAUGCGCAUCUGAAAGUAGCGACUCGGCUUCAAAUAAUAGUAAUAAUGAUCCCCCAAUGAUGGAUCCUACUGAAAAUGUGGCCGUCAAAUCAGCUUGA